Molecule: messenger RNA, 1881 nt
Organism: Mycena citricolor
Lineage: Eukaryota; Fungi; Basidiomycota; Agaricomycetes; Agaricales; Mycenaceae
Source: the annotation of a GenBank genome assembly
GGGAACCACCAUGACCGAGCCGGAGCAGCCAGACAUCCUCAAUCCGGCCACGUUCGUACCACCGCAGCUCGCGGAGUCCACGUCCAUCACGAUCGAGUUCUGCGACAGAUGCCGAUGGCUGCACCGCGCGGCCUGGGUCCAAACCGAGCUCCUGCUCACAUUUGCGCCGCCCGUCAUCGGCUCGAUCACGCUCGUUCCGCGCAACUCCGAAGAGACGGCGGGCAGGUUCCGCGUCUGGGUGGGUACACCCGGGUCGGCGGCGCCACAGCUUGCCUGGGACCGCAAAGUCGAGGGCGGGUUCCCCGAGCUCAAGAUUCUCAAACAGAGAGUGCGCGACAUCCUGCAGCCGGGCAAGAGUUUGGGGCAUUCCGACGUGAACGCCUCUUCCACUGCUUGAAGAUGCAUGCUGAAGAUGCAUGCUUGUCGCACGCACGAUGCUUCGCAGCACCGCCUCAUCGAAACUUAUUUCACGAAGGCCUGUCCUCUGCCGCGUCUAGUAUUCAGCUACAGCUCGAGCAGUCUUGAGAUCAGACGGUGAAGGUAUGAAUCACGCCAGUGUACGAAUGUCCCAUCAAUUACCGCUCGAAUCCCGUGCAUCAACGCUUUGCAUGCAAUGAUAUUCCACCGUCUAGAUCUUCUGCUAGAUGUUCGAUGCGCUUUUGAAGUCGUCUAUUCUACUCUAUCCUUCAUCGUUUUCUCUCUCACGAUGACCAAGACCGCGGAUAGGAUCGCAGUUGCGAACAUCAUACUGCCCACGAAGAUCUCCACCGCUGAGGCACAUGAGAUCAACGUCAAAUAUGAAUCUCGAGCACAUACCCGUGAAUCCGUAUCCCGCCCACGACGCCCGCGACACGGACCCGUUCCUCGGGUGCAGAGAAGCAGCGAUGAACGGCCCGGAGAUCGCCGCGAGGCCCUUGGCGCCCGAGAACAGGAAGAACGGCGUCAGCGAUUGGUCCGCGUACACCUCCUUCGCCGCGGGCGGCCAUACGGAGCUGAAGCCGCCGCUCUGGCGCCCCGUCAGCUCUUGGGGGUCCGGCGGGAGGACUGGGGGGAGGGGACGCACCACGGCGCCGAACAGCACGGAGAACAGGACGAUGAGGCUGAGGCUGUGCGCGUAGCCCCACAGCAGGAACGCGAGCCCGGCGGCGACGAGGCUUGACCCCAGCAUCGCUGUCGAGUAUGGCCCGCGGUCGCAGUAGUACCCGACGAGGACCUGGCCUAUGACGGCCGCCAAGUUGAAGACCGUCAGCGCCAGGGUCCCAUUCCCCGGCGAAUACCCGAGCGAGGCUGCGUAGGUCGGGAUGUACAGCGAGACCGGGAAGUACGCUAGCGCCUGCACGAACACCGCCAACGCCUGCCCCCAUCAGUCAGUCAGUCAGCAAACAGCAGCAGCAGCCCCCAACGACGCACGACGAGGACGAACAGCGGCGAGCGGACGAACUGGAACGUCAGCGGUGCCGGCGUGCUGUGGCGCGCAACGGGCAGCCUCGGCUUGGCGCCGAGCAGCGCGACGAGCCCGAGCACGCCGACGAUCAGCGCGAGCGAGCGGAGCGCCCAGCGGAAGCCGUAGCGCUGCAGCACGUAGUUGGUCACGACGGGGAAGAGCGCGCCGCCGAGCCCCGAGCCCCCGAAGAUGAUCGACGCUGCGAAGGCGCGCCGCUGCGGUGUUGUCGUUACGGUGAGCGGGCUACGCCGGCAUCCCAAAUGGCGUGACGGACCUCGACGAACCAUUCAUUGAGCUGCGCGGAGGAUGACGGUCAGCUAUUGGGCGAAGCAAAACACACAGGAAACCGCGACAUGCCCAUGAUACGACUGGGCCAUAGAGCACCCCUCCAGCGACACCGUAGAGCACACCCUGCAGCAGAAUCAGCUGCCAAACCU